AUGGACGCUACUGUCGAUAGCAGUGCUGUCCCGAAUUAUUCGGACAACUUUGCUAGUGAUGUGCAUCGAGACACAUCACUCGCAGUCAACGUAUCGCUUUCUAGUUCUGGAGAUUGUGCUCAACCCGCCACCCUCAGCACUGAGUCCAGCGAUUCCAAACGUUUGGAUUCGACUUCUGCGGUCAUCUGGCACGACGAUGACGAUGAAGACAACCAGACAAACCCUCAUCAACACAGAAUGCCCGAUGAUGAUGAUGAUGAAAUCGAUCGUCUGGUCUACACAGAUCCAAAUCGAUUGUGGGCCAACGGAACCGUCAUCCCCAGUCGCCUGACAAAGUCCCCGGUUACCGCACGACCACACCCAACAGCAACAAGUUCUCCAUAUGCUGGCCCUCCUGGGCAUAAGCAUUCCUCUCGUAAAUCCAAUACCUCAGUGGGAUUCCAUGACGAGAAAGAAAAUUUCCCCGAAGUGGAAACACGCUACUAUGUGGUGGAACGGUAUUACGGUCCUGAGCCGCGACAACCUUUGCUCAGUCGAUACGGACAGCAUCGCCAAACGCAAAACUGA
Molecule: messenger RNA, 567 nt
Organism: Echinostoma caproni
Lineage: Eukaryota; Metazoa; Platyhelminthes; Trematoda; Plagiorchiida; Echinostomatidae
Source: the annotation of a GenBank genome assembly